AUGGCUGCGUAUUACGCAUCAUGGAUCGUUCUCACAUCAGGCAAGAUUUAUACUUUGGGAACCGACGAUAAAUGUGGUGCGCGCGGUUUGGGCAUCAACAGUGGUCAGGACUCUGGCAGCCACCAUCCCGACCCAGAGCCGAUCACGUCGUCGUUGCCAUCGGGAAGCUCCGCCGUGGAGCUCGGUGGCGAUGUCAACUCGCCUUACGCUGUCCUGAUGACCUCUGGCGAAAUCUAUGUCUGGGGCUGGUGGUCUGUGCAGGAGCAGUCCUGCCUGCUGCGCGGCAGUGCGUGGACAGGCACGCCGACGCCGCGAUUGGUGGACCAGUUCACGGCUUUGCUUCCGCAGGCGUCAACGCCCAGCGCGGGCGGCGCCGGCGCCGGGGCCUCGGCCGUCGGCGACCCCCACCUGCAGAACAUUCAUGGCGAGCGGUUCGACCUGAUGAAGGCGGGCAAUCACGUUCUGGUAAACAUCCCUCGUGGAGCGGCUGCUGACAGCGCCCUGCUUCGCGUGCAGGCCGAUGCGCGCCGCGUGGGUGGACAAUGCGCGGACAUGUACUUCCAAAAGCUCAAUGUAACCGGAUCUUGGGCAGAGGCCAAACAAGCUGGAGGGUGUCAUUACAGCGUAUCAGAGCGUGACACCAAGGCUCCGAAAUGGGUUGCUUUCGGGAAGGUCGAGCUGAAAGUCGUGCAUGGACGUACGGACAGCGGCUUCCUGUACCUGAACUUGUACGUGAAGCACCUGGGGCGAGCUGGAUUCGCAGUCGGAGGGCUACUGGGUGAGGACGACCACGAGGACGUGAGCGCUGCGCCGGAGUCGUGCGCGCAGCGCUUGGCCCUCGUCGCGGGAACGCACCGCGACGAGGGCCAGGCGCUUUCGUUCGCAGUAGCAAGCCUCGCUUGA
This is a messenger RNA of Prorocentrum cordatum, 903 nucleotides long. The record is from the annotation of a GenBank genome assembly. NCBI's taxonomy places the organism in Eukaryota, Dinophyceae, Prorocentrales, Prorocentraceae.